Mercenaria mercenaria is the source of this 1357-nucleotide messenger RNA. Its product is annotated as histone deacetylase 8-like. The transcript has 9 exons. The record is from RefSeq and is a predicted model, not a curated record. The coding region runs from base 108 to 1172 and encodes 354 amino acids. NCBI's taxonomy places the organism in Eukaryota, Metazoa, Mollusca, Bivalvia, Venerida, Veneridae.
CAUAACCGGAAAUGCUCUUCACUUAGCUGUCAAAAUAUUGCGCGAAAUUUAAUUAUUUUCUAAUUUAACAAAUUUCUAUUAUUUUAAUAUAUAAACAAUCGAAGGCUAUGGGAUCAAAAUCUUUAUCGCAAGAAUAUGACUUUUCAGAAGGAGAUGAAUCACCGUUUAAGACAUACAAGCCACUCAGAUCACUUUUGAAUGAAAACACCAAGACAACAGUGAAAUCUGAACAAACUGACUCAGCAUUGUGCCAAACACGAAAUGAGAUUGCAGCUGAUACCGUGUCAGCAAAAAGCGAUUCAAUGGAAAAUAUUGAUCCACACUUAACACAAAUUCAAAGAAAAGUCAUUUAUAUGUAUAGUAAAUACGUGAUUGACACAGCUGACAGAAUGAUCAAAGUGCCCAAACGUGCAAGUCUUGUGUCAAGUUUGAUUGAAGCAUAUGGUCUCCACAAAUAUCUUAGAGACUGUGCCUCAGGAUUUUGCUAUACCAAUGAUGUUGUACUCGGAAUUCUGAAGCUUAGAGAAAAGUUCAGCAGAGUACUAUAUGUUGACCUUGACCUUCACCAUGGUGAUGGUGUGGAAGAUGCAUUUUGCUCAACAAACAAAGUGAUGACAGUAUCGGUACACAAACAUGCUGCAGGAUUUUUUCCAGGACGUGGCAGUGUGAAGGAUACAGGUUUAGGGAAAGGGAAAUAUUACAGUGUUAACAUACCUCUAAAAGAUGGAGUAAAAGAUGCAGAAUUUGCAGCUUUAGUAUGCAGGGUGUUAGUGAAAGUGAAGGAUAAGUUUGACCCUGAGGCUGUAGUUUGUCAAUGUGGAGCAGACGGAUUGGCUGGAGAUCCAAUGGAAUCAUUCAACCUAACAUCCCUCUCUCUUGGAAAAUGUGUCUAUACCCUAUUAUCUUGGAAGCUUCCAGUUUUGCUUCUUGGGGGAGGAGGUUACAAUCACCAGAAUACUGCUAGAUGUUGGACAUAUUUGACUGGUAUAGCUGUUGGUAGAAAACUCAAUAAAGAUAUUCCUGAGCAUAGGUACUUAAUGAAGUAUGGACCAGGCUAUGAACUUAGUGUUGCAGUUGGGAAUAAAAGGGACCAAAAUACACAAGAAUACCUACAGGCGAUUUAUAGUGAUAUUUUAUAUAAUCUUAACCAGCUAUCCAGCACAUCAAACUGAAUUGUAAUUGGAAAGAAACACAUCAUUCUUGGAUUGAUAUGUACUCUGUCCAUGCUGGUCUUACUAAUCUGUCCAGGAAAUUAAUUUGUGAAAACAUAAUCGAUCAGUUGUGACAUUUUGGAGAACUCAGAAGCUUACUUGUAUUACAUGAUGCAUUAAUAUAGCUGAAAUAAAAUGAAAACUAA